This is a messenger RNA of Pogona vitticeps (central bearded dragon), 2843 nucleotides long. NCBI's taxonomy places the organism in Eukaryota, Metazoa, Chordata, Lepidosauria, Squamata, Agamidae. The record is from RefSeq and is a predicted model, not a curated record.
UCAGAAGAGCUGCCCUCCAAGCAGCGUAUAGCAAUAAUCAUCUUAGCAUUGCAGAGCUGGAAGGGACACUUAACAAAUCGCCCAGAUGUGGAUAGCAGCUAAACAGUUUGUUUCCUACAAAUCAGUAAGUUUAAUAUACCACGAUCUGGACUUUAGUUCACACAAAUCUAUGGAAGGCUCAGUCAGCUUCUGUGCCUGGAAUCACAUGUGACAUCAUCAUCUUAGUCUUAGGUUUCCUUAUGGUUAGGCUGACGCUUUUUGCUCUUACCCACAGAGUGCUCCUGUUCGAGUAUGAUCAAUGGCAAAAUGAUUUCCACCGGCUCCCAAACAGAACUGUUCUGUAUAAUUUUCAGUGGGUUCAACAUAAGGAUUAAAAGAAAACUAUGAAGGUAAAAGGAGGCCACUGUAAACAAACCCAACUCCCUUCUCCAGAACAGAUGUAACCUGUGCAGGGGCUGCCAAGGGCCCCGGCAUACAAGACUUUCCAGCAGAGUAGACAGAACCUUCAGUGACUCUUGACCUUGAGGUCUUUCUUCAUUUUGGGAACUCCAUUGGUCAGUUCCCCUUCUUGGGAAACCUCCGUGAUAGCCAUGUUGACACCUUUGAGGCCUCCCCCUGCCCCAUGUUGUUACUGCAGAUUAGCUUGGUUGCAUUAACACUGCUCAGAAUGUACAGUAGCUGCCAACCUUUAGGCUGAAGGAACCAGCUCAAGGCUUUGCCCCCCCCCCUCCCGUUGGGUUCUGCGAUGGGUCGCUUAGAUGACCAGGCCAAGAAGCGGAUUGUGGAGUUGCGCAAAGCCGGUUUGAGUUUCCGCAAGAUCAAAAAGGUGCUGGAGGUGGACAAUAUCCGCGUCACGCCGCAAGCUAUCUACCUGUUCUUGAAGCGCAAGAAUGUCCAGCCCAGCGCCCCCUCGUCCGGUUCCGAUCCUCCGCCAGGCCUCAAGAAAGGAAGCAGAGAUGCUGUCUUAGAUCAGGUCAGCUGGGAGGAGGAGGAGGAGGAUCAGUGCUGGAAGCUGCCCCCGGAAAAUGAAGCUGGGCACGCCAGGCAAAGAGAGGAUGAUGUCUCCGCGGCAGGAGUCAGCCUGAGCUGUGAGAUGCCACUUUGGCAUGACAGCCGAGGUGAUGAGGAAGGCAUCAGAAUCGUUGGGGUGGCUUCCUUGAACCAAGACGAAGGGCAGUUUGGAAGGCAGAGCGCUACACGUGGAGGCUUCUCCAAGGGAUCGCAACCAGGCUCAAAUACUGGUGGCAGCUGCCCAGUGCGAAAGGACUCGGGCAGCGACUUUGCUCCUGUUGCACCUGCAGGCGCUCAGCCGAACAUGAAUGGCAAAGGAACGCUGUUUCUGCCACCUGCCAGGAAUCCUGCCUUGAUCUGGAAGAGAAAGAUAGUAGGCCGGGCCAUCCAUCUGCAGAAAAAGGCAAGUGGGCACGCUCCGUCCAGUUCUCCUCUCAGCCUGCCUUCGGCGCCGAGGGUGCAGCCAGCGGCUCCUCGUUCCAGGGCGACUGUGCCUGCGACGACAGCAUCGCUUGGCUGCGGCGCGCAAAGCAAAGACGCGAGCGCUCAGACGUCCGCGUGGAUCCCCACCUGCUCUACAGGCCACCCCAGCGCUCAGUGGGGAAGUCCGGUGGCCGUCCCUUCGCUCUCCCCUGCCAGCCCUCAUCCUUUCGCAGAGAAACUGGAUGCCGUGCACGCUGAGGUCCAGAAGCUCACGCAAGCUGUGCAUAUGGUGUUGGAGCGCCAGUGUCAGCUCGAGCGCCAACAGGAGCAGCAGCAGCGUUUCCAGCAGGAGGUGCUCGUGACGUUGCAGCAGCUGAGCUCCAUGAUCAGCCACCUGGCCGUGCCAAACAACGUCACGUGUGCCCCUUACAGCAGUAUAUCUGAACCAUCUCCUCCUUUGCCAAACUUCAGCCAGUUCAAGAUGGAAUUUAUCUGAUUAUUUGGCUAGAGCCGUGGAGAACGCAAAGGGGCCCUUGGAGUGGUCCAUAGUUACCUCCUGGUGGGUGCACUCUGGCCAUGCCUAGAGGAGAUGCUGCUCCAGGAUCUACUCUAAGCCCACCCCAAUUCUGCUAAAAUAAGUUGUCUUCCAGCCUCUGGCCUGGUUGGAUGCUCUAUAACUCAAGCAGGGAAGUAGGGAAUGAUGUGCAAGCUUGAACUUACUUGCGCAUCACCUGUGUCUUAGAGGGGAUAUUUUACACAUAUUACAAGGGAGGCUUUUAGUUGCAUUGUAGUGAAUACGGGACAGGGAGCAAAGCAACAGAGCUAAUGCCAGCUUCCAAAAGGAGAGCAGUCGCCCUCUGGUCCAAAGUGGGCAGAAACGUGCCUUUGUAAGAGUGAACUCUUGUCGGACGAGUCCUCUUGACAGUGUGAUGGAAGAGUUAGAAUAUUGGACUUUGGAGACCCGUGUGCGGGUUCUAAUUAAACCAUGACAUUCACGGUUUUUCAGGCAAUCCUACAGGGAUGUAAAGUCAGGAGGAGGGCCAUCAGCAGAUUGAAGGAAAGGUGGACUAUGACCCUUGCUGCUCCAGUUUGCCCAUUGGAGCGCUGGGUUUCUUCACCCACCUGCAUACCUGGAAGGUUAUGUUAGCUUUGUUUUGCAUCUAAAGGAAAGGUGUGAAGGCAGGGAAACAUUGUCAUCAGCAUCAUUUUGUAAGCACUGUUUUGCAGGGCAGUGAGAAAAGCAGGCUAAAACCCCUGUGAUGAUGAUGAGUCCCCCCUCCAGAUCCCCAAGGGAACGGCAGGUAUAGCUGUGGACUCGUUCUUUUGCUGGAGAUUGUGCAAACAUUCGGAUCUUUCUUUCUCAGGGCUUGAGAUUCCACCACUCGCAAUAAAUUGUCUGUUUGUAUACA